AUGUUCUUUGGUGGGGAAGGAAAGGGGAAAGGAGGUGUAGUUGUGUCGCGGACGGCGUUCUCUUUGUUGGAAGUGGUAAAGGGAGGAAAAAACAAACCAACUUGCCAGAUGGGAGUGGCUUUCAGGAAAACCUGUACAGUUGAAACUGGGGAAGGGAAAGUUACAGAAGGGUAA
Messenger RNA from Trypanosoma brucei brucei TREU927, 174 nucleotides. RefSeq lists its product as hypothetical. Bases 1 to 174 code for a protein of 57 amino acids. The record is from RefSeq and is a predicted model, not a curated record. The transcript has a single exon. NCBI's taxonomy places the organism in Eukaryota, Euglenozoa, Kinetoplastea, Trypanosomatida, Trypanosomatidae.